This is a messenger RNA of Danaus plexippus (monarch butterfly), 693 nucleotides long. RefSeq lists its product as uncharacterized. The coding region runs from base 67 to 519 and encodes 150 amino acids. The transcript has 2 exons. NCBI's taxonomy places the organism in Eukaryota, Metazoa, Arthropoda, Insecta, Lepidoptera, Nymphalidae. The record is from RefSeq and is a predicted model, not a curated record.
GAGUGGGUACAAAGUGUGCCUCCCAAGCACGGGCGGUCGUCAGUGACUGUAUAGACUACAGACGAGAUGGUCAACUACAAGCGAGUUGUAUGCGAGGUGGCCGCAGUCCUGCUGAUAGUGGCCGCAGCCUGUGCCGCCCCAGCUCCAGCACCUGAUUGCGAAGAGAAAAAGAUUGAUCAGCGUCAAAACGGCACCGAAAAUUAUCGUCUCAAUAUAGAUGGCGUCCUCAUUGCUGUUGCUCCAGCCGAGUCUUUUCUAUCGGCGUCGAGUUAUCUCGGAGACUUAUUGGAUAUGGCUGAGUUAGACGAUUAUUUGAAGCCUAAUUCCGAUUCCAUGAAACCAGCGAAGCCAGUAUCGGAUAUAUUAAACGAUAAAUUAAGCAGUGAAGAUACACAAAAGCCCGAAGCUAGUCCACAAAGAAAGGACGCCUCUGUUAGAAAACAGGAAAAAGUUAAAAGACUGAAGCAGCGACUUGCUAACGUUCUUAUACCGUUGUUACGAAAAAACCGCAACCAUUGAAAAUUUAUUGUGAUCGAAGAUGAUGCCAAGAAUAUAAAUGCCGUAAAGGCUUUGCAAGAGUGAUACGUAAAUGCAUUUAUUUUUUGUAAUCUUAUGUUAGUUUUAAGAAGAUAUGUACUAAUGUAUGUGUAUUGUUUUGUUGAAAAUAAAUAAAAAUUCUUAUUGAAAAAUCCA